AUGGAUUUAAGAUCAUUCGCUGGACUGGUGUUCAACCCCAUAGAAUGGAUCAAUAGAGCCUGGGGUGGGAGUGGAAAUCAAAAUAAGGAGGAAUUUGUACACAACUCGGUGGCAAGGCUGCAGUUAUAUAUGAAGCAACUCAACAAUUCUCUGGAUGAGACAUCAUCUCAGAUUGCCUCAUCCACCCCUCAUGCUGCCAAAAACUCGGAAGCUUUGAAACGAGAAUGUGAAUUUCUCCAAGAAAAGCUGUUGACCCUCGAGAUGCACGUCAUAGGUGUGGAGAAGGAGACCGGAACAAGCAUCAAGAGUCUUCAACGGAUUGAUAAACUGAAGAGUCAAUUGGAGUAUGCAGCAUCAGCUCUCCAAGAAACGGAAAAAUGGGGGGCUUUAGCCACCUCACUAGAAGAGAUUUUGGAUGAGGGGGUUCCCAUGCAAACGGAGAAAUUGAAAGAAGUCGCUGAACAAGUUCGAUCUAUGAGUGAUAGUUUAGAGACUAUGAAUGAUUGUCCCGAAUACAAUAGAAAGAAAAGGCAGCUGGAGAAUAUUUACAACAGGCUGGAAGCUGCCAUUAGCGGUUCAUUCGUGGACGCUUUAACCCAAAUGGAUCGCGAACGGACCGGUACGUACGUGUCGCUGUACUCGGGCAUGCACCGGACGCUGUCCGCGUCGCGGUGCUGGCGGCGCGCCGCCGCCGGCAAGGUGUGCAAGCGCUGGGCGCGCGCGCCGGCGCACUCCGUGCGGGUUCUCACCCGGGUCAUGUCUAAGGAUGCUGUGAAACACGUGGACUGGCUCAAAAAUGUACUGAAGUCAGAAACACCCCUCGCAGAAUUAGUGCGCCUGUACACAGAUUUGCUUCUAUCACUCAACCCGUCGCCUAUCAAGGUAGUGACAGCAAAAUUCAAGCUCUGUCAGGGCCCUGAGCAGAGUAUCACCAUGCUGUGUGAUCUCAGAACCGAAAUCGAUGAUUUCAUCAACACCAUCGAUUCCAUUAUCGAUUCUACUGGGCUUGAUAGGGAGGAGUUAACAUUCACGGUGAUGCGUGAAUUCGGUUGCGCUGCGUUCGCGCCAUUGAAAGAACUGCUACCGAAAUAUGCCGAUGCGCAAGCGCAAGUGCUCCUCGCUCACUUGGAAGAUCCUUCUUUAAAACAGGAGGACCUUCUAGAAGGUUCCAGGGCCAUUCUGGUCGUAGCCGAGAAAUGCGAGACUUGGUUGGAAACCGCCUAUAACCAAGGAACCAAAAUCGCUGGCUCUGCGAUAUAUCCGUACUACGCCACGGCUGUUGAGUCGUUCACAACGGUCCUUCUAAACCUGAUCACCACUCACACUCGCAAGAUCGAGAGUAGCUUCUUAUCAUCGGUGAAGGCUGGUGAAGUAACAGGUGUUCUCAGUGAGACGUUCCCAGCAUCCCUGGUGCUUGAGAACGCCACAGGAGUACUGUUGGAUACUUUUGCCAAGAGACAAAUGGUUGAGGAGAGUGACGUGGAAGUCUCAUCAGGCGGUCCUCUGGAAGAUCUGCCCUCGUUACUGCUUGACGAGGAUCUAAGGAAUGUGACUAGGGCUUUGCCCCCCAGUGUUUCAGGGCUGCGUCGUGCUAGGGACACUCUGAAGGGACUCGCUCGGUCCAUACUGAGGAGCCCUAUUGAUGUGCAGCUGGAUAAAAUCCCGCAGCUCUCGGUGUGGCAUAACAACGAUGCUCUAUCCACCGAUCUCCCGGACUUUGCUCUUUCCCCACAGGAAUACAUUACUGAGAUCGGUCAGUAUCUGAUGACGCUGCCACAGCAUUUGGAAAUGCACGUGUCCGAGAAGCAAUCGCCAUGGCAGUUUCUUACCGAGCUGUGCGUGCACACAUGCGAUAUGUAUGCGGAAAAGAUAUUGAACAUUCGCAAUAUGGACGCUCUGGGGACUAAGAGAUGCCUCACUGACAUUGUAUAUUUGUCAAGCGUGGUGGAGGAUCUGGGCAGUAAAAUCACGCCAUCUUUGAAGACCUUAGAGAAGUCACUUCGAGCUGCUACUCCAGCAAGUCAGAGCGAA
Molecule: messenger RNA, 2031 nt
Organism: Brenthis ino (lesser marbled fritillary)
Lineage: Eukaryota; Metazoa; Arthropoda; Insecta; Lepidoptera; Nymphalidae
Source: the annotation of a GenBank genome assembly